Messenger RNA from Oreochromis niloticus (Nile tilapia), 4275 nucleotides. Its product is annotated as NACHT, LRR and PYD domains-containing protein 3. Lineage: Eukaryota; Metazoa; Chordata; Actinopteri; Cichliformes; Cichlidae. Gene Ontology annotation, molecular function: protein binding. The record is from RefSeq and is a predicted model, not a curated record. The transcript has 12 exons. Bases 1 to 3579 code for a protein of 1192 amino acids.
AUGACGAAACUGUCUCACGUAAAGACCACCCCAGAAAAGGAAGACCAAGAGUCACCUCUGCUGCUGAGGAUAAAUUUAUCCAAGUCAUCAGCCUCAGAAAUUGCAGCCACUCUGUGUGGGGAACAUGAGAGCCAGACCAAAGCUCAGAGGAACCCACCUGGACCUCCACCCAGGAGGUUGUCUUUAAAGAGUGACGCUUCUAAAGAAUAUCGGAAUAAUUUUAAAGCCCAGCAGACAUCUAAUCAAAAGAGGAUCUAUGGUAGACCUGCUGGACCUGAACCUGUAUCUGAACCCAGCUGUGUGUCCUUAAAGAGUGACUGGUCUAAUCCACAUAAAACUAAUUUUAAAGUCCAGUCUCUGUCUGCUGCAGAGAGAGUGGAACUGGAGAGAUCAGAGGUUCCCAGUGGUCAGUCUGCCCAGCAGCAUCAAACACAGCUGGACUCCAUAUUUAUGCUGCUGGAGGACAACAUCAUCACUUUUGUGAAGAACGAGCUGAAAAAGAUCAAGAAGGUUCUUAGUCCAGAAUUCCCAGAAUGCUUAGAGAGUCAGAGCGAGGAUGAUGAGCAGAGGAGCAGCAGCAGCAGAGAGGGAUUUGUGAAGAUCACAGUGGACUUCUUAAGGAGAAUGAAGCAGGAGGAGCUGGCUGACCGUCUGCAGAGCAAACAUCUGGCUGAAGUUUGUCAACUUAACCAUAAAUCUGCUCUGAAGAAGAAGUUCCAGUGUGUGUUUGAGGGGAUUGCUAAAGCAGGAAACCCAACCCUUCUGAAUGAGAUCUACACAGAGCUCUACAUCACAGAGGGAGGGACUGAAGAGGUCAAUGAUGAACAUGAGGUCAGACAGAUUGAAACAGCAUCCAGGAAACCAAACAGACCAGAAACAACCAUCAGACAAGAAGACAUCUUUAAAGCCUCACCUGGAAGAGAUGAACCAAUCAGAACAGUGCUGACAAAAGGAUGGGCUGGCAUUGGGAAAACAGUCUUAAUACAGAAGUUCAGCCUUGACUGGGCUGAAGCCAAAGCCAACCAGGACAUCCAGUUCAUAUUUCCAUUCACUUUCAGAGAGCUGAAUGUGCUGAAAGAGGAAAAGUUCAGCUUGGUGGAACUUGUUCAUCACUUUUUUACUGAAACCAAAGAAGCAGAAAUCUGCAGCUUUGAAGACUUCCAGGUUGUGUUUAUCUUUGAUGGUCUGGAUGAGUGUCGACUUCCUCUGGACUUCCACAAAACUGCAAUCCUAACUGACCCUAGAAAGUCCACCUCAGUGGAUGUGCUGCUGAUAAACCUCAUCAGUGGGAACCUGCUUCCCUCUGCUCGCCUCUGGCUAACCACACGACCUGCAGCAGCCAAUCAGAUCCCUCCACAGUGGCUUGGCAGGGUGACAGAGGUCAGAGGAUUCACUGACCCACAGAAAGAGCAGUACUUCAAGAAGAAAUUCAGAGAUGAGGAGCAGGCCAGCAGGAUCAUCUCCCACAUCAAGACAUCACGAAGCCUCCACAUCAUGUGCCACAUCCCAGUCUUCUGCUGGAUCACUGCUACAGUUCUGGAGGAUGUGCUGGAAACCAGAGAGGGAGGACAGCUGCCCAAGACCCUGACUGAGAUGUACAUCCACUUCCUGGUGGUUCAGGCCAAAGUGAAGAAGGUCAAGUAUGAUGGAGGAGCUGAGACAGAUCCACACUGGAGUCCAGAGAGCAGGAAGAUGAUGGAGUCUCUGGGAAAACUGGCUUUUGAUCAGCUGCAGAAAGGAAACCUGAUCUUCUAUGAAUCAGACCUGACAGAGUGUGGCAUCGAUAUCAGAGCAGCCUCAGUGUACUCAGGAGUGUUCACACAGAUCUUUAAAGAGGAGAGAGGACUGUACCAGGACAAGGUGUUCUGCUUCAUCCAUCUGAGUGUUCAGGAGUUUCUGGCUGCUCUUCAUGUCCAUCUGACCUUCAUCAACUCUGGACUAAAUCCUCUGGUAGAACAACAUACAACAUCCCAGAAUUCUGAAACAAAAGAAUCUGCAGAGACUCUCUUCUACCAGAGUGCUGUGGACAAGGCCUUACAGAGUUCAAAUGGACACCUGGACUUGUUCCUGCGCUUCCUUCUGGGUCUUUCACUGCAGACCAAUCAGAAGCUCUUACGAGGCCUAUUGACACAGACAGGAUGUAUUUCAGAAACCAAUAAGGAAACGGUCCAGUACAUCAAGAAGAAGCUUAAUGAGAAUAUGUCUGCAGAGAAAAGCAUCAAUCUGUUCCACUGUCUGAAUGAACUGAAGGAUCACUCUUUAGUGGAGGAGAUCCAACAGUCUCUGAGAUCAGGAAGUCUCUCCACAGAUAAACCAUCUCCUGCUCAGUGGUCAGCUCUGGUCUUCAUCUUACUGUCAUCAGACGAAGAACUGGAAGCAUUUGACCUGAAUAAAUACUCUGCUUCAGAGGAGGCUUUUCUGAGGCUGCUUCCAGUGGUACAAGCCUCUAACACAGCUCUACUGAGUGGCUGUAGCCUCUCAGAGAGAAGCUGUGAAACUCUGUCCUCAGUUGUGAGCUCUCAUUCCUCUAAUCUGAGACAGCUGGACCUGAGCAACAAUGACCUACAGGAUUCAGGAGUGAAGCUUCUGUGUGUUGGAGUCGCAAGUCAACACUGCAAACUAGAAACGCUAAGACUUACUGACUGUAACCUGACAGAGACAAGCUGUGAAGAUCUGUCCUCAGCUGUGAGCUCCCAGUCCUCUUGUCUGAGAGAGCUGGACCUGAGUAAUAAUGACCUACAGGAUUCAGGAGUGAAACUUCUGUGUGUUGGAGUAGCAAAUGAACACUGCAAACUCGAAAUUCUAAGACUAAGUGGCUGUAACCUGUCAGACCCAAGCUGUGAAGCUCUGUACUUAGUUAUCCACGCCCAAUCAUCUAGUCUCAGAGAGCUUGAUCUGAGUAACAACAACCUGCAGGAUUCAGCAUUGAAGAUACUGAAGACUCCAAACUCGACAAUUAUCAGGGUGGAGCCUGCUGGAGUCCAAUGGUUGAGACCAGGUCUGAGGAAGUAUUCCUGUCAACUCACAAUCAACACAAACACAGUACACACAAACCUCAAACUGUCUGACAACAACAGGAAGAUGACAUAUGUAAGGGAGUUUCAAUCAUAUCCUGAUCAUCCAGACAGAUUUGAUGUUUAUCCUCAGCUGCUGUGUAGAAAUAGUUUGAUUGGUCGCUGUUACUGGGAGGUUGAAUGGAGAGGAAGAGUUGAGAUAUCAGUGAGUUGCAGAAGAAUCAGAAAGAAAGGACGCAGUUAUGACUGUUUGUUUGGAAGGAAUGAUCAUUCCUGGAGUCUGUUGUGCUCUGAUGAUCGUCCUCGUUCUGUCUGGCACAAUAACAGACAAACAUCCAUCUCAUCCUCCUCCUCUGUCUCUAACAGAGUAGCAGUGUAUGUGGACUGUCCUGCAGGCACUCUGUCCUUCUACAGUGUCUCCUCUGACACUCUGAUCCACCUCCACACCUUCAACACCACAUUCACUGAAACUCUUUAUCCUGGGUUUAGAGUCUGGUCUGGAGGUUCGAUGUCUCUGUGUGCACUUGAGUGUAAAGAAUGUCCUCCAGUUAGAGAAACACUCUGAUUGUUGAACAGAUAGUUCAGUCUGUACAUGUCUGUCUCUGUCACUCACAAACACGUUGUCAGAUUCAUGGAUUCAAUCAGUUGAUGUUUUAAACUGUUCUAAAUGAUUCCUUGUAAAUGGCUUGCUCUUCAGUCCCUUAACCUCCUUGGACCUGGUGUCCACAUAUUUGGACAUCACAUUUUUCGUUGUCUUGGCCAAAAUACAACAUUUUGCUCCUCAAGGGCCUAAUAUCCACUCACGAGGACAUUAUACUGGCUCUAUGUUAUCAAAAUGUAAAACUAUCCUCAUGUGGCUCUCUCGUUUUUCCUAGAAACAAAAAUCAGGUAAAACAAAAACUGGUGAUUCUUUGGGACCCAAUGAAUGUAAAAACAAUCAGCCCAAAUAUCAUAGUGAAAUUAAAAAUGUAUGCCAUGGAAGAAUUUGGGUCUUAAGAGGUUAAAGAUGGAAGGUACAAUUAUUCCCGGAUCCACAUUUUAUUUUUAUUUUUCUGCUAACUCGCUGUGAAAAUUUGUGUGUCUCUGAAGCUCCGUUCACAACCUUUAUAUUUCCGUGUUCAACAAGCGUGUUCUGAGCACAUUUAAAUGAAUGCAAAUGUUUGAUUUCUCUUUCUUAAUGUAAUUUUUCUAUCUUGACUGAAUAAGUGGACAUCCAAUUGUACUCAGUGUAUAAAAUAUUAAAGAGACUGAGCAUCUCUCA